Messenger RNA from Microcebus murinus (gray mouse lemur), 5948 nucleotides. The record is from RefSeq and is a predicted model, not a curated record. Lineage: Eukaryota; Metazoa; Chordata; Mammalia; Primates; Cheirogaleidae.
GGUGAUGCGAGAGAUGGGGAGCGGCUGUCAAUACAGAUGAGCCUUCCCUUGCUCCAUGCCACGUGUGCGCCCACCCCUCGUAAGUUUCAUGGAAGACAGUUUCAACACGCACGGGGAGUGGGGUGGGGGAUUGGCCGAGCUCUGCGGCUGUCCCUAACAGGCUGGGAACCAGUACCAGUUCGCUGCUGGGGAGUUGGGGACCGCAGGCUUGAGGGGUGGGGAUUCAGCAGUGAACAGGAUGGACAAUACUCCCCUCUCUCAUGGAGCCGACAGUCUGACUGAGGAGCUGGAUAAACGAGUUUAUGAAUAAGGUAAUUUCGGAGAGCGAUAAGGUGUAGUGGACACAUCAAAGGAGGUCCUGUGAAGGCCGGGGGAGGUGGGUCCUUAGGUAGGUGGGCAGGGUCGGCCUCCCCACCUAAGGUGGCAUUGGAGCUGAGACCUUACUCAGAAGUGGGCCUUGCUGAGAUCUGAGGGAAUAGGUUCCAGGGGCAGGAACAGCAAGUGCAAAGCUCCUGAGGCAGGGAUGAGCUGGUGUGGUGCAGGCCAGGGUGGCUGGAGCACAGUGGGCGAGAGGAGAGGGCUCAAAGGGACAUCAGAGAAUUCAGCAGGGGCCACAUCAUGCAUGGAUUUGUAGCCCAUGGUGAGAAGUUUGUAUUUUAUUCCAAAUUACAUAAGAAGCUGGAGGAGGGUGUUAAGCUGCUGUGGGAGGCAUGAGCUGAAUUAUCUUUUAAAAACUCAUUCUGGGUUCUAUGGAGAAUCAUAAUAGCUAACACCGGCUAUGACAUAGGUAGGCAUAUGAAGUAUUAUCCUAUUUGUAGAUGGGGAGGCUCAGAGAGGUUAAGUGAGUGCCCUAAGGUCACACAGCUACGGACAGGAGAAGCUGAAGUGGAACCCCAGCACUCUGGCGCUAGUCUGUGUUCUAGCCACUGCACAGCUGGUGACCGACUCCAGUUCUGACUCCAGAGUUCAUCCUCUUAACCUCCACAGCAUGCUUGCCCAGAGCCUGUCCUCCUGGGUCCCCGGCUGCUCUUGUCAUAGCAGGGCCCGGGAAUUGGGCUCUCUAUAGACUUUGGGAUCAGAACUGGGUUCUGACUGUCACUAUAAGAUACCCUUGUCCUAGGGCAGCCAUGGGAAUGGUGUGAGAAAAUGAACUGAAAGUGCUCGGCUCACCACCUGCACACGGUAAAUGGUCAGUUAACAUCAGCUUUUAUUUUUUAGCACAAUCGAUACUGGGACUCAGGAGUCAGACUGCCCGAGUUCAAGUCCCUCCUCUGUCACUUACAAAUGGUGUCACCUUGGGCAAAUGUCUUCACCUGUCUGUGCCUCUGUGCAUGCAAGUUGGUUGGAAGUGAAAAGUGGCUUGGAGAGUUGAGGAAGACGUACAGGAAUUAGUCAGGCCCCCUCUCACACUAGCUGAAGCAAAACAAGAGUCUUAAUGGCUUCAGGUGCGGUUGGAUCCAGAGGCUCAGACAAUGUCUGGAAUUCCUCAGGCAGAGGACGCCCCCAGCUGCUGCAGGCAGGUAAACCAGCAGCUCGGCAGCCCGAACCCCCAGUGAGCAAACACCCUUAGGCUGACUGUCACUGGCCCAGGUUCAGCCGGGUGGCAUUCACCUCUGCCCAGGGCCCGGGAAUCUGCUCAUCGAUCGGAUCCGGGUCAUGGACACAAUCCUGGGGCUGGGCGCUGGGGGCAGAGGUGGGGACCAUCAUCUCCACCCAAACCAGGAGAACUGGGACAACAGGAAAGGAAGCAAUGGAUGCUAAAUAGCAGGCGUGUAUGACUGCAGGCUCCCUGGGGAGGUGACACGGGAUCUGGGACUGAAGAGGGAGAGUAGGGGAACAAAGGGACCCUUUCUCAGGGGAACAAGAGUGGUGCAAGCCGAAGGACCAGCAGGUGCAGAGGCGGAGCAGCGUGAGGGUGUGUGCUGUGUGCUGGGAGCAAAGGUGUCCCGACUUCUUCGGGGCUCUCCUUUCUAGCUCCUUGGGACAGUGUCACUUCCCCGUGCUUUGUCCCUUGAUGUUUUCCUGACAGCUCUUUCCCCUCAGCCUCCGCCCCUGCCCCGCGGCUGUGUCCCACCCCACCACCUAUCUCUGAUCGGCCUUUCUUGCUAGUGGGUCAGUGCAGCAAAGUCCUUAAGUACAUGGAUUUGGGAGUCCUGUGGGUCGCCAUUUCCAUCCUGAUCCUGUUGCCUCCCAGCCAUGAGAACACUCUGCGCCUUGCUUUCCCCGUCUGUGAAAUGGGAUAGUUGUAGCUGUAUCGGUACCGCUGAGGGUUGCUAUGAGGACGAACUGCGAGAAGGCACGCUGUCCCCCACCUGUCCUGCCCCUGUGUGCUUCUGUGUCUUUGCUGGGUGGCCUCACCUUUGGAUAUGAACUGGCGGUCAUCUCGGGCGCCCUGUUGCCACUGCAGCUUGACUUCAGCCUCAGCUGCUCGGAGCAGGAGCUCCUGGUGGGCAGCCUGCUGCUGGGGGCCCUCCUCGCCUCCCUGGUGGGGGGCUUCCUCAUUGACCGCUACGGCAGGAAACAGGCCAUCCUGGGCAGCAACUUGGUGCUGCUGGCGGGGAGCCUGGACCUGGGCCUGGCUGGCUCCCUGGCCUGGCUGCUCCUGGGCCGCUCGGUGGUUGGCUUUGCCAUCUCCCUCUCCUCCAUGGCCUGCUGCAUCUAUGUGUCGGAGCUGGUGGGGCCGUGGCAGCGGGGAGUGCUGGUGUCCCUGUACGAGGCAGGUAUCACCGUAGGCGUCCUGCUCUCCUACGCCCUCAACUAUGCGCUGGCCGGUGCCCCCUGGGGGUGGAGGCACAUGUUCGGCUGGGCCGCGGCGCCUGCUCUCCUGCAGUCCGUCAGCCUCCUCUUCCUCCCUGCGGGUGCAGGCGAGACUGCAGCGCACAAGGACCUCAUCCCACUCCAGGGAGGCGAGGCCCCCAGGCCGGGCCCGGGCAGGCUGCGCUAUUCCUUUCUGGACCUCUUCAGGGCCCGGGAUAACAUGCGAGGCCGGACCGCGGUGGGCCUGGGGCUGGUGCUUUUCCAGCAGCUGACGGGGCAGCCCAACGUGCUGUGCUACGCCUCCACCGUCUUCCAGGCGGUCGGCUUCCGAGGGGGAUCCUCAGCCGUGCUGGCCUCCGUGGGGCUGGGCGCCGUGAAGGUGGCGGCCACCCUGACCGCCAUGGGGCUGGUGGACCGCGCGGGCCGCAGGGCCCUGCUGCUAGCCGGCUGUGCCCUCAUGGCCCUGUCGGUGAGCGGCAUAGGCCUGGUCAGCUUUGCCGUGCCCAUGCACGCGGGCCCCAGCUGCAUGGCCGCGCCCAACGCCACCGGGCGGACGGGCCUCCCUGCAGACCCUGGCCUGCCGAAGGGCUCACCUCCCCCUCCAGUGCCGAGCGCCCGGGAGGACCACAGGGAGCCAGUCUUGUCAACCAAGCCCCACUCCGGAGCUGGAGGCCCCUCGGCCUGGCCCCUGCCAGCGUCCCCGCCCGCCGCCCCGGGGCCCGCGCUGCUGCGCUGGGCGGCGCUUGUCUGCCUCAUGCUCUUCGUCAGCGCCUUCUCCUUCGGAUUCGGACCCGUGACCUGGCUUGUCCUCAGCGAGAUCUACCCCGCGGAGAUCCGAGGGAGAGCCUUCGCCUUCUGCAACAGCUUCAACUGGGCCACCAACCUCUUCAUCAGCCUCUCCUUCCUCCACCUCAUCGGUGCCAUCGGCUUGUCCUGGACCUUCCUGCUGUACGGACUGACCGCUGUUCUCGGCCUGGGCUUCAUUUAUUUAUUCGUUCCCGAAACAAAAGGCCAGUCGUUGGCGGAGAUAGACCAGCAGUUCCAGAAGAGACGGUUUGCCCUGAGGUUUGGCCGCGGGCAGCACUCAGCUGGCAUCCAGUACAGCCGCAUCCAGGUCUCUGUGGCCCCCUGAGGAGUUCGCCUGCCUGGAAAUCCCUGCGCCGUGGCCUUACAGACCAUCCCAGCUGCCUGCUCCCCGGGCCCUGGAGCACAAGUUCCAGGUGGUCCUGUGUGAGUGGCUACACCCCCCAAAGGAGGUCUUUUUUUGCUAGGGGUGAGAGGAAGCACAGUCUGAGAACUCCAAACUCUUCAUUUUGAGUCUCAUACCCUGAGGGUUCCUGGGGAUCUAGCAUCAUGCCUCAGUUUCCCCACUGACUUUACACAUCUUUGCAGUAUUUAGGACAAGAACAACUUAUAGAGUCUUCGUUGCACCAUCGACUUUCUCAAAGAAUCUCUAGGGUACCGGUCCUGGGAAGAAGUCUCCCCUUAAUCCAACUGAGGAUAUCAUGUUUUCUACUCUCUUUUUUCAUCUUGCUGGGACAUUUUGGUGAAGGGUAGCCCCGCUUUUGGACUCUUGUUUCUGAGUUUUGUUCAACCCCUCUAAUUCUCUUAUGCAGAAUAUUUAUUCUUCACCAGCACCUGUGGUGGAGACCCGAGUGCCCGUUCUGGCCCUGCUGGUGUCGUUGCCCUCUGACUGGGGCCUCGUCCCUUCUGUGUCAGCGGGGAGGCCUGGGCCAGGCCGUUCUUAAGAUCUGCGAUGAGCUGGAAUUCUAAAUGCUGGUGGCACAACAAAUAUUCACAUGGGCCCCAUCCUCAAGUUGCUGGGUACCUCUUUAAGGGAUGUAAGUUUUAAUCAGUAGGAAAGGUAAGUAGGAUUCCAGAGUUGUGCAUACUGACCUCCAAGAACCAGCACAGCACACAUGCACAAGCGCCAGGAGCUGUCCCCAGGGUGUGCAGGAUGGCUCUGCAGAAAGGACAUGGGUUUGGAGGCCAACAAACCUGGGAGUCGGGGCUGCCUCUGCCUUUGGCAGCCAUUGACCUUGGGUGAGUAAUACCUCCCGCAAACCAGUUUCCUCGGCUGUAGAAUGGGGGCAAUUAUGUUCCUAAGGAUGUGUUCCACCCCUGACUCCCUUCAGGGGGUCCUAGCUGGUCCGGGGCCUGGGGGAUUUCUGCUCAGCCUCUGUUACCCAGGUCCCCACUGUUGGGAUGUUAUAAAAGGUCAGUCCUCAAAGAGUGAGUCGGAUGGAGACUAAGCAAGUGGCUGAGGCUGGCGGUCACUUAAGGAAGGGGCUGACAAGAAGGAGCCCCCAGAUGCCGAGGGGAAUGAGGAGCUAAAAUAGAUCCUGGGGGCCGGUGUUGGACCGUCCCGUGGUGGCCGGAGCUGGCUAUGCCGGCUUGUGAGAGCUCACUCACAUUUUCAGGAUUUUUACGAGCUAGUUGUUAAACACAGCCGUCAUAGCAAAUUAAAUGGCUUAGACUUAUCAUUAAAUAAAUUAUAUUAAAACAAAGGUAAUACUGAAAAAUCAAUACCUCUUAAUCCUUUGUGCCUUUCUAUUAUCUGUGCCCUGGGGUUUAUCUACAUGUAGAGUGUCUUACGGGGCCUCGGGGAGACACCACACACCUCUUCCCGGUGCUGUGCUCAGUGAGGUCACGGAGGUUGCUGGUGGCUUCGCUGGCGAUGGGAGAGCAUUUAUGCCACAGAGAUUAGAGAGCAUUACAGAUCAGGGCUUUAUUUAUUGUUCUCUUGAUUUUCUAGACUUGAGAACAUGCCGGAUAAAAUGGUAGUAAUGCAAAUUAAACUUUAAAAUGUGUCUUGUUUGUAGCCAAUUCUUUGUGAAUAACACAAAAAAUUGCGGGGAUGUUCUCUCAGCGUUUGAACACUGCUAUCCGGUUCUGCAGACAUUUGCCCGUGUCAUUGAAGAAGGGGCUCUAACAUACAUCUUUAUUGCUUUACUUUUGUCUUCCUUGUGAAUGUAAACAAAUAUUCCAACCAGCACUCAUGCCAGACCUAACCUUGUUCUUCGGUGCUGAGCUAUAUAGUUAGCUAUCAGGCAUUAUUCAUGGUCUAAUUUUGUCAAAUGAUGACUAAAGUGCAGUGAGAGUUGACUUUGGAUACAAGUGUUUGGCCAAAAAAAUCAACAAAAGCAUUCUGUAAGAGUUCAUUGGCUGUAUGGAAUUUAUAAUAAAGAGUG